AUCGACGGCAGCCUAACCCUUUCCCAUCUCUCCCACAUCUCCUCUCUCUCUUCUCUCUUUCUCUCUCCGCUUACAUACCCUUCGCACCUUGAAUUCCUCACGCUCUCUUUUCUUUUCUACCUUCUACCUUCUCUUCUCUUGCUCUCUCUCUCUUUACCUGCCCACACCCGCACCCUCGGCCCCAACAUGGCCUCCCAGCACUGCCAGUUCUUCUCAACAAAGAAGGGCUGCAGAAACGGAGCCGCAUGUCGCUUCCUCCACACCGCCCCCUCUCCUCAGCCUGCCUCAAGCGCUCCACGCACUGCAACCGCAUCCACUGCAACCGCCGCUCCAACAAGAACGACUGCCACCAUCGCUAGAGCUCCUGUCCGCAAACCCCUCCCCAAGCAGCUCCGUGAUCUGUCCCAGGACCAGACCGCUGCAUCCCUCCGCACCUACGAGAUCUCGCAGAUCGAGAGUCGCUUCAGCUCCUCCUUUGUUCGCAUCACAGACUCCAACAGCGAUCAAAUCGCCGAUAUCUUUCAGCUAAAGAUCACUCCCAGCGACCCGGACUUUCCUUACGAGAUCGAGUCCCUUCACAUCCAAUUGACCGUUCCAAAAGACUACCCACAGUCGCCCUGCAGUGUCGAAGUCCUCAACAAGGACAUUCCCAAAGGCUAUGCUACCAACCUCGAGCGAGGAUUCGCAGAGGCCACUCGUCAGAAAAAGUCCUUGCUCGCCCAUCUCAAUUGGCUGGACGUCAACAUGGAAGAACUCCUUCAGAAGCCUCCAGCACCAACCAUCCGCUUUGUUGGACAUGGUCAGCAAGCGAACACUGCAUCUGCCGCAAAAUCAGCCCGCGUCUCUACGUCCAAUGGUUCAGCAACGCCAACAACCGAGGCAUCGUCUUCCUCUUCCGCCCCUUUACUGUCGUCGUCGUCUUCAGCCAGCUCAUUCGAAACCCCUGUCAAGCCUACUCCUGUACCUGCAUCUCAACCACCUAAACCUGUCCAGCCAACUUUUACAUCCCAACAGAUCGAACAGGCUUCUCUGCAACGACAGAAGCAGCUGGCCCAGAUUCAGGCACGCUUCCGAUCAUCGUUCUCAACCAUAUCCGCAACUGAAGUAGAGAUCUCCCUCGAAUCUGCAGAUAAACCUCGGAUGCCGGUGUCAUGGCAGGGUCCCCUCUGGAUCAGCCUGCUCGUCCCGACAAAGUUCCCUCUGGAGCCAUGUGAGAUCCGUCUGAAGCAGGAUGGCCAUAACCCCGAGAUUGAGCUCUGGCGUGCAAGAAAUGUCGAACAAGGGUUCAGGAAGAUGGCUGCAGCCAUGCCCCAGCUGUCGCUGUUCCAGCUUCUGAACCAGCUCAACCGCGACCUCAAAGAGUUCAUGAACAUGCCCGCUCCUGCACCACCAUCAGCACCCAUUGCGCCACUGGAACAGCCCUCUCUAUCCCAAACCGCAUCUCCAUCAUCAAGCGCGUCUAAAUCCGCUGCAUCUCCCGAUCACGCUCCUGCCGUUCUACACCGCGACGACACGUCAAAGCCAAGACUCAUCUACGUCGACCCUCCAAAGCAGCUUCCUACAAGAAACUUUGAACAAGGCGAGGACAAUGGCAUGGUCACCAGCGAGGACGACAGCAGCGACAAUGACGACGACGACGACGACAACGAUCCAGACGGAUCAGAACAUGGUGACGUCCAUGACUCCAACGCAGAUUCGGCGACCCACUCUGAAGAAGACGACGAUGAUGACGAGCAAGACGGCCAAUCCUCUAUAACUGGCGGCCCUAUUAUCGAUGCCGCCCCAAAACGCGGUAUCGAGAUCCGGAUGCCCGAUCUCAAGCUCGAGCAUAUCUCUCUCCUCUAUUGUCGCUCGCUCAACCUCCUCGUCCGUUGUAACCGCUGCAAGGGCCUCUUUGAUAUCCCCGACCUCCUUCCCGACGAUAAUAACAAUAAUAACAACAGCGCGUCCGUGAAUCCAUCAGGAGGAGAUAAACGGAAAUGGAGAACCUGUGAUAACUGCCAAUCGCUCUUGGGGGCCCAUUUCCGCACAGAAUACAUCCACAUCCAAUCCCGGACGAUCGGAUACUUGGAUCUGGCGGGAUGUACGGCUUAUGAUAUCUUGCCCUCGGCCUUUGUACCUACCUGUAGUGAAUGUGAUACAGUCUUGGGCUCGGGUGCGGACAUGACCGCCCAUGUGGAUUCUGGAACGACUCUAGCAUCCACCGAAGAGAGCUUUGAAGCACCAGGCCGUACAGUAACGACCCGUGUCCCGACAUCCACAGCACCUACGGGUUUCCGCCAAAGAAUCGGCCGCGGCAUGUCCGCCACCGCCAACUGCCGGAAAUGUCACGCCCGUCUCAUUCUCUCGAUCGAAGGUGAUCUCAAAUUCAUCAAACUCAGUCCCGGGGACCUCAUGCGCGCGGAUGCCUCCACGCUCUCGCAACUCCCCCUCAAGAAGAAAAAGCCUCUCAAGAACAAGAACGGUCUGGAUUUCGAACUGAAGGUUGGGGAACCGCUCCCUCGGAAGGGUGCUUGUGAUCAUUACAAGAAAUCGCGCCGCUGGUUCAGGUUCCCGUGUUGCUCCAAGAUCUAUCCCUGCCAUAUGUGUCAUGACGAGAAGGAGGGUGGUUCACAUGAGUGUGAGUACGCGAAACGGAUGGUCUGUGGACAUUGUUCGAGAGAGCAGACUGUGAGCGAUAAGCCUUGCGUCUGUGGAGAGAGUCCAAUCAAGACUAUGGGUGGCUCGGGCGCGUUCUGGGAGGGUGGAGAGGGGAUGAGGGACAAGACGAGGAUGAGCAAUAAGGAUUCGAAGAAGCAUAAAGGAGCCCAUAAGACGAUGGCGAAGAAGCAAGUCGGUGCGGAGAAUGCCCGUAAGAGGAUUGAAAAGUCCAAAGCCUCGCGAUCGUCUGCAGCCUAGAGAACUAUAAUAAACACGUUUUACUUUUGGC
Messenger RNA from Gamsiella multidivaricata, 2929 nucleotides. RefSeq lists its product as uncharacterized. The transcript has 2 exons. Lineage: Eukaryota; Fungi; Mortierellomycota; Mortierellomycetes; Mortierellales; Mortierellaceae. Gene Ontology annotation, molecular function: ubiquitin protein ligase activity; zinc ion binding; protein binding. Bases 187 to 2898 code for a protein of 903 amino acids. Gene Ontology annotation, biological process: ubiquitin-dependent protein catabolic process; protein ubiquitination. Gene Ontology annotation, cellular component: nucleus. The record is from RefSeq and is a predicted model, not a curated record.